CAUUGUGAUAUCAUAAUAAUUUCUGAUCGUUGGCCACAAUAGUUCAAUAUCAUAUUAUUAUUAAGUUUGAUUUGUGUUUUGUAUUAUUGUGUUCCACAUUAAAAUUUCAUCAAUGUCUGUCAAAUUCAGUUAUCAAUAAAUAUUAAAUACUACUCAGAUAGUGUACUACUCUUGUUGUUAGGUAUUCUAGUUACAAAUUUAAGAUCAAAUAUUUUGUUACAAGAUUCAAAUCUUAUACAUAUUCAUUUAUCAUGACAUCAACAAAUACAUUGGAGGAUAACAUCAAAAUGUUAGAAAAAUAUGUUGAAUAUUUUCCAGACUUCCCUAAACCAGGAAUUUUAUAUAAGGACAUAUUAUCAUUGUUAAGCCAUAGUGAUGGAAUAAAAUUGUUGGAGACAAUUUUAAAACAAAUUGCCAAUGAAAUGCGUGGUAAAGUAGACUGUAUAGCAAUGUUGGAGACUCGUGGUUUCAUAUUUGCUCCAAUGCUUGCUUUACAUCUCAAUAUACCAUGUAUACCUGUUAGCAAAAAAGGAAAUUUACCAGGUCCCGUUAUUGAGAUGUCUUAUAUUUUGGAAUAUGGAGAAGAUAUUUUGACAGUACAAUCGAAUAGUAUUAUAAAAGGACAGAAGAUAUUCAUAGUCGAUGACUUUCUUGCAACUGGUGGUACAUUAGAAGCAGCUACAAAGUUAAUACAAAAAGCAGGUGGAGAAGUUGUGCAAGGAUUAGUAUUGAUGGAAAAAUUAGAAUUAGAAGGGCGUAAAAGAUUAAAUUUUCCAAUGAUAUCAUUAAUGUCUGAAUAAUUGUUUAAAACAAACCGUUUAUUUAAUUUUAUUUAAUUUUAACUAUGUGUAAUAAAUAAUUUUAUAAAAAUACCUUAUUAUUAAUAAAAUCAUUAUUAUUUAGAAAAAAAAUGUACCUAUGUCCUAUUAUA
Myzus persicae (green peach aphid) is the source of this 931-nucleotide messenger RNA. Its product is annotated as adenine phosphoribosyltransferase-like. Gene Ontology annotation, molecular function: adenine phosphoribosyltransferase activity; AMP binding; adenine binding. The transcript has 5 exons. Gene Ontology annotation, biological process: AMP salvage; adenine salvage. NCBI's taxonomy places the organism in Eukaryota, Metazoa, Arthropoda, Insecta, Hemiptera, Aphididae. The record is from RefSeq and is a predicted model, not a curated record. Bases 252 to 800 code for a protein of 182 amino acids. Gene Ontology annotation, cellular component: cytoplasm.